Molecule: messenger RNA, 828 nt
Organism: Drosophila teissieri
Lineage: Eukaryota; Metazoa; Arthropoda; Insecta; Diptera; Drosophilidae
Exons: 1
Coding region: 146-532 (128 amino acids)
Source: RefSeq, a predicted model, not a curated record
UAAAAAUCGUAAGAGCAGCCAGUAGCUCUAGAUAACUCAAAAAGAAAAGAAAAUACAUAGAAAUUUAAAUCUUUUUUCUACUGACAAAAUUAUUGAAAAUAUCUCUGAGGAUAUAAUAAUAAAAUAAAACCAAAUUACAAUCGAAAUGGCUCCAAAAUUAUAUAAAUCCACUGACGUGCUGACACUGAACAUCAAUGAUCUGAGGAAAAUAGUUCCUCCUGCCGACAUCGAGUUGCUGGAGCAGAAGAAACGCGACGAGGAGCAGUUGAAGACCGAACGCGAAGAUAUCCAUAUGAAGCUGCAUAGAACGCUCCAUCGCCUCAGCAAACUGGACGAGCAGUUGGAGGUGGACCGCAUUACUGACCUGGAGUACCGAUCUGUGGAAUCACUGAGAAGAAGGCUGACUUUGCGGCAUCAACAGUUGGCCGAGAGACUGGUUCGCAACGGAAGUCGACUGGCCAGGGCGAAAAUCGAUCUCAGCAAGCUGGAAACUGCCAUUUACGAGGACCUCAUAAACAGGGGAAUGAUUUAAUAUGGUUUUAGCACAUUUUUCAAAAUUUCAAGUGAACGCUUAGGUUACUGGAAGUACAAGUAACAUCCCAAUUGGGCAAACUAUUAAGAAUGGAUGUGACGAUGUAAGGCUCUGAACAAUUAUUUUAUAUAUUAUUCCAAGGACGUGGGCAAACUAUAUAUGUACCCUGUAUAAUAUCUUUGUUCUUAGCAGUCUGCGCACUACGAGUCCAUUCGGUUCACCCUCGAAAUUGUAUCGACUAAUGUUUUAAAAAUAAAUGUAUAAUUUGGAAUGAUACAAUAGUGUAUUACGGAAAA